AUGGGCGCGGCCGCAGAGGGGUGGGAGUGGCGCAGGACACUGCCCCCAGCACGGCCGCCGCCCCCACCGCCCCCACCGCCCAGCCGCACGUUGCAGACAGCUGUCACAUGCACGCCGAAGUGGAAGCGCCUCCGACGCUACGAGAGACGCCGGAGGGAGCCGGCGGCACUCCACACAAAUCCUGCCUGCACUGCUCCACUUCGCAUAGAAGGCUGUCGCUCGCGAGCGAACGGAACGCCCGCCCUAAAGGGCCUGCGGGGGGCGGCAGAGGCGGCAGCGGACCGCCCCCGCGGGGGCAGGAAGGGGCGGGCAGUUUGCCUUUACGAGGCGCGGCGCGGCGCGGCGCAGAUAGCUUUAUCGUCGACGGGUCCUCCCCGCGCAGCUGUUGGCCUGCGCGUCAGUCUGCCCGGCUUGUUACCGCGAACAGUCCCGCGGCGCUCCCCACCCACGCCCCCGGCCGUUACGCCAGAGGCGCAGUUGAACUCUGCUGGCUACCGAGGGCUCCGGACUACGGGCUGUACGAUAUUGCCUCCCGUGUAA
Messenger RNA from Schistocerca serialis cubense, 540 nucleotides. RefSeq lists its product as uncharacterized. NCBI's taxonomy places the organism in Eukaryota, Metazoa, Arthropoda, Insecta, Orthoptera, Acrididae. The record is from RefSeq and is a predicted model, not a curated record. Bases 1 to 540 code for a protein of 179 amino acids. The transcript is spliced from 2 exons.